AAUAAUUAACAGCGAAGAUUGUUGUAUUUUUUGUCUUUUAAAUCACACAUUACAUGUACCUUUUUAGCUAUCUCUAAGGCGUGAUGACUGCAAUAAGCACAUAAGUUGUAAACCAAAUCGUUUGGACCCCAAAAAAUAAACGAAGAAAAAAAAACAUGUCCAUGUAGACCAUAUGGAAAAUGGCGCGCUUGUUUAAACAGAAAUGAUCAUCAGUAUUCUAAUGAUAGCAUUUAUGUCGUCAUUUAGAAUACAUCGCAACGGCGUCCAGUGCGGGAUCACACUGUUGCACGCCACAAAUGCCCGCGCCCGCGCGGAAGCUGAUUGCUGCUGCCAGUGGGGCCAGCAGAUUAUGGAUCUUUGUUUAAUUUCAUACCCCCCCGAUCUGAUAAAAAGCGACUUGACGGCAGUCUGGAGUCUUGUUGUUAGGUUAAACAGUAACAGUUUGUUUUACGAGCUCUCCCGCGAGUACUGGGAGGUUUGUUUCCCGGUGCAACCGUUGAGUGAAGAUUUACAGCUCACCUUAUCCACCGGGUGGGACGAAUGAUGGCAGGGUGGACGGCAAGAGGAGGUGCAGAAUUUCUAUCAUGGUACCGCGGUGAUAUAAAGAGAUGAAAUCAGCAAAACUGCCGAGAUUCCGCCCCGAUUUGACAGGAAGAAAGUCAGCUAUUCGCUCUUUAAUCUUAGACACUGUAAGUCAGUUUGGCAAGAUGACCCCAAAUAUGGACGAAGCGAUAGAAAAGCUCCCUGAACCUAAAGAUGUCACAUACCAGCGUCCCGUAAAGCUUGACGACGCUCUCUUGAUGACCAAAUUCGGCAUCUAUAAUCUGUGCUUGAUUACGAUUUCUGGUACUAUCCUGGCGGCAGUGCUGCUGGAAACGUUGGGCAUCAGUUAUGUACUGCCUGUUGCAGAAUGUGAUUUGAUGUUGACUACCAAAGAAAAGGGUAUCUUAAGUGCAAUUUCGUUUGCUGGCAUUAUCAGCAGCUCUCACCUAUGGGGCUUCUUGGCCGAUACCAGAGGGAGAAGAACGGUUAUACUGCCGACACUGUUUCUUGCAUUUGCGUCUACCGUCCUGUCCAGCUUUACGACCAAUUUUUGGUUAAUCACGAUUACGCGCUUCUUUACAGGAUUUUUCAUUUCCGGCUCAUCGGCAACGAUCUACGCCUACCUUGGAGAGUUUCACGCGAAAUCCAACAGCUCCCGUGCCAUAAUGGGAGCGUCUUUUGUGUUCGGAGUAGGCUGCAUUCUGCUGCCUCUGAUCGCAUGGUCUGUUAUUAAUCAGGAGUGGGAAUAUACCCUUCCCCUGCUCAAUAUUGUUUAUAGGCCAUGGCGCCUGUUUAUCGUGGUGUGCGGAUUGCCCAGUCUCGUCUGUGGGCUAGCAUUGCUUUACUUUCCCGAGAGUCCAAAGUUUUUGUUCUCCCGAGGGCAUGAACAGGAUACAAUCAUGAUUAUGCACAAAAUGUACCGAUGGAACACUGGCGGUAAGGGUCCCAAACUGGCGCUUACUUCGCUGCUACAGGAGACUGAAGCGCAGCAAACCAAAAUUCGCCGCGAAGAAUCAGCCAACAAUAAAAGUGUUCUACGGCUGCUAAAACAAAUGUGGCAGCAAACGGCACCGUUGUUUAUGGGCCAGUACUUGAAGCGAACCACCAUCAUUUGUGUGCUACAGUUUGGCAUUUACCUGACAUCGAACGGAAUGUACAUGUUCUUUCCGGACAUUUUGAACCGCAUCGCCGAACUGGAGGAUCAAGGUGUCGGCCGCACCACUAUCUGUCAGGCGGUCUACGCGACACAGGUCGAUAUAAGCCAGCUACAGCAGCACGACGUUAAUGCGACAGCACUGCCCGAAGUGUGCCAUCAAAAGCUGGAUAUUUCCGCCUAUGAGCAUUCGUUCGUGCUGGAAACUAUUUACGCGCUAGGCUUUGCCGUAAUAGGACUUAUUAUCAAUGCGGUUGGCAAGCUUCCGAUCUUGGUGUUCAUAUUUGGUGUUUGCGGCAUUAGCGGGAUACUCAUCGUGUUCAUAGAUCUACCAUUGCUUGCCAUCUGGUUCUAUGUAAUCCUGCUAACUUGUGGGUUCUGCAUCAGCGUAGUCAAUGCAUGCACGGUAGACCUUUUCCCGACUAACUUGCGUGCCAUGGCGGUGUGCAUUUCGCUAAUGUUUGGAAGAUUGGGAAGCGUCGUUGGUGCGAAUAUUGUCGGGUUUCUGCUGGAUUCACAGUGCGAGCUAACGUUCUGGAUAUCGGGCAUUUCACUGAUAGGUUGCGGAGUGCUGUCCUUUUUCAUUCCCAACAUUUACAAACGAAAUGCGUUGGAAGAUAGAAUCAGUAUUUCAUCACGAUAAACAUCCAGUGCAGUCAGUGUCCGGGAUGGCAACAUCAUAAUAAUUCACUAUCGUAAUAGCUUUUAAGCUUAAACCUGAUUCACCAUAGAGACUGAAAUAUACCAAUCGUUUUGUAGAGCAAAAGAAUGUCCGCAUA
Molecule: messenger RNA, 2475 nt
Organism: Anopheles coluzzii
Lineage: Eukaryota; Metazoa; Arthropoda; Insecta; Diptera; Culicidae
Product: synaptic vesicle glycoprotein 2B-like
Exons: 5
Coding region: 609-2339 (576 amino acids)
Biological process (GO): transmembrane transport
Molecular function (GO): transmembrane transporter activity
Source: RefSeq, a predicted model, not a curated record